AUGGACAUCAUCAUCCAACGCACUAAUGAGAAGGUAAAGCAGAAUAUGCCACCAAAUAAACAAUGGAAACCGGUAGACCAUACAGAACUAAACGCAUUUUUUGGACUUGUAUUAUUGAUUGGACGAUUCAGAGAAUGGUCUUUCGACUCAGUACAGCAUAUCCUUUUAUGGCACAAUAUGUACAGUGGAGGUGUCAGCUCUCAUAUGGUAAAUACAAUCAAAAAGAUUUAUAAAAAAGCUAAUACCAGGAUAAAAUCUGGAACCAUACUAACAAAUGAAAUUGACAUCACAAGAAGAGUAUUACCAGGAAAUACACUGAGUUCCACCCUAUUAUCAACAAUGUUAUAUGACAUCGAUAAAUAUUUUAUACAACAUGAUCACACUGGAGUGAUCAAAAACAUGGAACUUCUUCUUUUUUCCGAUGAUUUAGUAAUUAAAGCUAAUAACCUCAUUGACCUACAAGACAAACUGAAAACAUUAGAAACAUACUGUAGGGAAAACAAGAUCGAAGUUAAUAUCGAGAAAACAAAAAUAUUGACAUGCAAUAGAUCAGGAAAGGAGACUAGAUAUCUGAAAGAAGUGGAAAAAGUACAAACAAAAUUCUUUAAAAGACUUCUAGACGUGCCAAAAAACACUCCAAACUACAUCAUCAGAGUAGAAGUAGGCCAGAAUAAUAAAUAUGAGGAACAAGAGAUUCCGCAAAAGAUGCUUGGAAAAACUUAUAAACAUGGAUGCAAGAAACAGGGACUCGAAAAGAAAUUGGUUUUCCCAGUAAAAUCAAUACUAGAAGGUUAUGGAUGUGGCGAUGAAAUCAUCGACACCGUAAAUCUAAAAUACGUCAACGAAGAAGAAAUAAUCUUAAAUAAAAUCAAAGAAAGGCUUUUCCAGAAUGACAAAACUAGAGGGGAGAACUCUGCAUACAGCUCUAUCUAUCAAAAUAAAGGAUCUCUCAGAAAUAAAACCGGAAGUAUACCUGAAAAUAUCUAUCCCAAUAAAAUACAAGAGAACACUCGCCCAAUUAAGAUUAUCAGGGUGUAUGGAGAACAAGAAGCAGUUACGGACUUGCGUUAA
This is a messenger RNA of Frieseomelitta varia, 1071 nucleotides long. RefSeq lists its product as uncharacterized. Bases 1 to 1071 code for a protein of 356 amino acids. The record is from RefSeq and is a predicted model, not a curated record. NCBI's taxonomy places the organism in Eukaryota, Metazoa, Arthropoda, Insecta, Hymenoptera, Apidae. The transcript is spliced from 4 exons.